AAGGGCAGCAAGGAUCACGAUACUGCCAGUCAGAACUCCUCAAUAAUCAAGGGUGGAAGAGAGGAAGGAGCUGCUUCCCGGCUAAAACUCUAAACUACAACUUCUAUGAGAGGAGCAGGAGGGAGGAGUUGAAUUAAAGGGACUCAUUGGGAGCCUCCUCUACUUACAGUAUGAGGAAGUGACGCUUUUAGUGAGCCCCAGAGAGAAAGGAGCAAAGUUUUGUUUGUUGUUUCCUCUUCGUCCCCCCUUCUCGGAGUAGCAGACCUGGGAACAGAGCUAGUGCCUUUAGCUUCCAAGCAGAGGCAGAAUAUCCCAGAAACAACAUUCUGCAGAACCAUCUUGCUACUGGAGCACUGUAGAUUACUUGUGAUUAUUGACAUUUUUUCUGCAGUGACUAGGGUGCCGUGACUGCAUACAAGAGGGGAAAUCUGUGAGCUCAGCCGAUGAGUCAGAACCAUGCAAUCCUGACACUGCAUCGUGGGACUGGAGGUGAGAGAGAAUCAAAAACAGGAGCUGUAGAUUUCAGCCAAGUACAGUGCAGGACUUCGCUUUGCUUGUGCACAGAAGGGGAGCUGAGUAGUGACCACUUCGUGGGAUAUUCUUGAUUGCAAGAGAACUUCCUGCUUCUUUCCUGGAAGCCCAGAGGAGCGGUUCUGGAAAACACUUUUUUGUCGUCUCCUGGGAAGUGAAGCAAAAAGAGAGAGAGGAAUCGCCCCGUUACAUAAUUCUGACUGUGUCUGUCUCAUAUUAGGACGAGGCAUUGUGAUCAAGUAGACUCCAGCAUCCUCUGAACUGCAGACAAGAAGAGCAGAAAGAAGAAAGGGAAAGGCGCACAGAGGAAAAGGAGGUGGAGGCACUUCCAUUUGGAUUUGUACGGAACUGGAACUGGAUGGGGAAGUGAACUGUUUGGUGUCUUUUCUUCCCCCAGUCUUUGAGAUGGGUGGGUUGUAAAUCUGUGUGUGUAACUGGGAAUAGACUGAACCAUGAAUCUUCAGGCUCAACAAAAGUCUUCAAACAAGAGGGCUGGGAAACGGAUUGCAUAUUUUAAUGAGCAGGAUGUAGCUGUGCCAUCGAAAGAACUGCAACAGCAGCUGAAGGAAGGACAGUACUAUGGACAUGGAGGGGAAAUACCUGCUUCACAAACUAUGGAGCUUUCUAAAGCAGGGGGUUUAACUGGUGCUCCCAACAAUGUUGCCUUGAUGAACUCCGUUGUUUAUACUCAAGAUAGGGGGGAUUCCAUGAUGAUGUCUCAGCAGCUGGCUGCUGUCAAAUGGCAGAACUCAUUGAUGGGGAGCAGGUUGCCUGAGAGGAUUGAUUCCAGUUGGCAGCCUUCACCUGCGGCAUGGAACCACAGUGUGGUCUAUGGGGGCAAUCAGAAAGGGGUCCACCACAGUGCCAGUGCCCCAGGUUUUUAUGGCCAUCCUGAAGCUCUGAAAAGAAGCCAGGAAAAAGAAAUGGAGGUGCCGCAGCUAGAAAUAUAUGGAGAUGCUGCUGUUCAGCAGAUGAUGGCCCAGAAGAUUCAGCUGGAACAACAAGCACUGAUGAGACAGCAAGCUCAAAUGAAUUCGUAUCACCAGAUGCAGAAGCAGCAACAGCAGAAUCAGACUCUACCUUUACAGCCUUUCCAGCUUGCAUUCGGUCACCAAGGCCAGAAGCAAGGCCUUCCUGAAUUGUUACAUGUCUUUCAACAAGCCCCAGCUUCCUCCAACCCAGUCUUUACUACGCAGCAGAAACAACAGUCUCUUCCUCAGCUGCAACUGUUUGAAAACUUCUACCCACAACAGCAGCAACAGGCCACCACGCAAGCCUUCAACCUCCAGCAAGCUGCUUCUAUAGCACAGCCCCAUGUGGCAGCAACAGCACCCCAGCAUCAUAUGGUGGCCCACCAGUACCAGCAACCGGAGAGGAACCAGGAACUCUUGAAAGCCCUAACAGAGCAAAACCAACAGACUGUGCUACCUCAGACCCAGAUACCCUUUCCAAGGAGAUCAAGGAGACUCUCCAAGGAAGGUAUUUUGCCAUCCGCUUCUUCAGGAGAAAUAUUGGCUUCUAAACCAGUAGAGGAACAAGCUAGCAAUCUGUUCCUGCAUCACUGGCAACCACAGCAGCAAGGACUCCAGUUUCAGCAUGAGACUGAAGCUCUGGGCCACAACAAGGGUAGCUAUCCACAGCCCACGAGAACACCCCUGGGACAAAAGGAGACCCUGAGUAGUAAUGAGUUGAACCAGCCUGACACAGAGAGGCCGGCCACAUCCUAUAAUAGCAGAGAUGGGGAGAAGCAAGUGGCAAUGACCGAAGAAACCACUCAGAGAACUAAUGACUUUGUGGGGGUGAGAGGUGGUGUGAUCCAGAGCACCCGAAGAAAACGGUGUGUUUCUCAAGAGGCCAACCUUCUAACUCUGGCACAAAAGGCUGUUGAGCUGGCUUCUCUUCAAAAUGACAAGGAAUUGGAUACUUCAGAAGAGAAGAAGAAUGUGGUGGCUGCAGCACCUGCAGCAGCCAAAAGUGUUUUGGAAUUUGCCAGUUCUCCACAAGCCUCCAAGAGACCCCGGGAAGAUAGCAGCCUUGUUCCUCUAAUCAUGCCUGUGUCUGUGCCCGUGAGGAAAUUCGAUUUGCAAGCUAUUGGGAAGGAAAAGGGUGAGGAAGGGAAACUCCAGAGGGUGCUGGCAAAUGAUCGAGGUCUUUGUGAACGCAAGCCCUCUGUGAUAGUCACCCGAAGAAGAUCCAAUCGCAGCUCCAACAUGGAAACCUCAGUCCAGCAUGAAGAUGCUGUUCCAAAGGAGGAAUCAGAGGGCUUUUCCCGGAAACCAAAGCAGCGCCCAAGACCUGAGCCACUCUUCAUACCACCGAAAGCAGGCACCUUCAUUGUCCCUCCAGUCUAUUCCAGCAUCACUCCAUAUCAGAGCCACUUACGCUCACCUGUGCGCCUUGCAGAUCACCCUUCAGAUAGGAACUUUGAGCUACCUCCUUACACACCUCCACCAAUUCUCAGCCCAGUGAGAGAAGGGUCUGGGCUGUAUUUCAAUGCUAUUCUCUCUGCUAGUGGUCACUCAAUUCCACCUCCAAUGACCCCUAAAAGUACUCACAGGACUCUGCUCAGAUCUAAUAGUUCAGAAGUCACCCCUCCCAUCCUUUCAGUAAUGGGGGAGGCCACUCCAGUCAGCAUUGAACCGCGAAUCAAUGUGGGAUCCCGGUUUCAAGCAGAAAUCCCUGUGCUCCAAGACAGAUCUUUGGCAUCAGCUGACAAGCACAAGGCAGACAUGGUGUGGCAGCCAUGGGGGGACCUGGAAAUCAACAAAGCUACUCAAGAGAAUGUGGAAAAUCUGCUAACUGCUGCCUGUUCAAGUAUUUUUCCUGGGGCUGGUACCAAUCAGGAGCUGGCGCUGCAUGUCUUGUAUGAAGCAAAGGGAAACAUUCUGGCUACUUUGACCAAAUUGUUGCUGAAGAGGCCAAUGCGAUCGCCACACCACCCACUGGCAGACUAUCACUACACAGGAUCAGACAGGUGGAAAGUUGAUGAGAAGAAACUUUUCAACAAAGGCAUUGCAAUCUACAAGAAAGACUUUUUCCUGGUCCAGAAACUUAUAAAAACCAAGACGGUGGCCCAGUGUGUAGAGUUUUACUACACAUACAAAAAACAAGUGAAAAUUGGUCGGAAUGGGACCUUAAUUUUUGGGGACAUUGAUGCCACUAAUGAGAAGUCUAUGAAGGAUGAAGCUGAGGUUGAUAUCAAGAGUUCCCAUAGGUUUGCACGUGUUCUUCCUCCCAGAAAGGAGAAUUACAAUGAGGAUCAUACGCACGUGGAGGAGGUGGCUGAGAAGGAGGAAGGGUUGGAUGACAGGAAGAGCACAGUGCCUCCGAAGGCCACGCAGACACUACAAGCCAAUGAAGUGGUCAAUGAGGUCCUUGUUUCAAGAACCGAGGAGUCUAAUGCCCCAGGGGAAGCCAGCAGUAGGACUGUAAGGAAGCCUAAGGAGGCAGCAGUGAAGCCUCAAAAGCCGUCUCCCCCAGUGCAGAGAAGGAGACGGAAACCAAAGCCAAAACCGGACACACCCAGUAAAGCUCAGAACCAAGAGAACACGUUUCCAUGUAAAAAAUGUGGCAGGGUCUUCUACAAGGUGAAAAGCCGCAGUGCUCACAUGAAGAGCCACGCAGAACAGGAGAAGAAGGCAGCAGCAUUGAAACAGCGAGAGAAAGAGGAGGCAGCGGCGGCGGCGGCAGCAGCGCAGCGGGAGGAGACCAGUGACGAGGGGAGCAGCAGCAGUGACAGCAGUGGCAGUGGCAGCUCGGAUGAGGAUGGGGAGAUUUAGCCAUAGCCCAGGGGAAGUCGAGGGAGUAGCAAGGCUGGACCCCACCUCUCUCUCGGUGUGUUUGCCUCCAUUCCUGCACUUUCCUUAUCUGGACUGAGUUAUACUAAGCUUCUGUCCAUUGCUGCCAUUUCCUCAUCCCACAUUCUGCACCUCACCCUGCCAGUAUAGACUGAGCCAAAUCAGUGGAUAAAGAAAUUUGUGUGAACUUGGAUAUUCUUUUUUACAAAACAGAUUUCUAUUUUAUUUAUAAAGGCACCUGAGGUACGUAAUAGAACAAUGUCAUCAGGAGUGGAAUUCAGUUCUCCUGCGGAUCAGUCAGGGCUUUCUCCUUGUACUUGCCAAGAAUCAUGGCACUGAGACUCUUGAGUAUAAAGGCUUCCAGACCUGAGCAAGAAAAAGAUGCUCUGCCCUGAGACUGUCUGCAUCUAGUUACUGUGACACCAGUGUUUUGUAGUGAUUUCCUUCCAUAGAAAAUUGCCUGUCACUGCCCUUCCCACUUUCCUCUCCGAGAGCUAUCCAGGCUCUUAGCAACUUCUGUGGAAAUAUGAGACAUACCCUGGGUCACUGUAUGACGGAAGUGUGAGGGGAAGGGGUGAAGAACAAUUCACCCCACCCCUCUCCUCUGAGAAGAGAUUUCUAUUUUCCUGUAGCAAGGGGAUGCCUGAUAUUUCCUGUGUCAUUGAGAGUUCAGUAGAGGACACAUAGCAUCCUGUGAGAUAAGAGUAGCCACAAACCUAAAAGAUCUGGCCACACUGUGUACAGGAAGCGAAGUAGUUAUUGGGUCACUUUUAGAAGAAUUUGCCCCCUCACAAGUGCAAUUUGAAAGGCCUCUAACAAUCACAUCUGGCUUUAACUCAUUGCAAAAGGGAGCAAGGUUGUUAAUGAGACUUGACCCAAGAGACAGCUUUUGCAAUGUGCACACCUCACAGAGAUGGGAAGGGUGGACUUGGUUCUCUUUCCUAGGCUUCUUUAUUCCCUUCCACAAAGGGCCGUUAUGCAGGAGGAUGCCCAUUUUCCCUUUACCCAUCCCUUUAAAUGGCCACCUACAAGAGUUGCACUGAAGAAGCUGUGUGUCCUUCCA
Molecule: messenger RNA, 5391 nt
Organism: Mauremys reevesii (Reeves's turtle)
Lineage: Eukaryota; Metazoa; Chordata; Testudines; Geoemydidae
Gene: MIDEAS
Product: mitotic deacetylase associated SANT domain protein
Exons: 15
Coding region: 984-4310 (1108 amino acids)
Biological process (GO): regulation of transcription by RNA polymerase II; negative regulation of DNA-templated transcription
Cellular component (GO): histone deacetylase complex; transcription regulator complex
Molecular function (GO): transcription corepressor activity
Source: RefSeq, a predicted model, not a curated record